AAAUAUAACGCCCUUCACCAAGUUGAAAUUUCACCAAUAUACAACAUGCCAUACAUAUAAUAAUUAAACAAAACUGAAUCCUCAAUCCCCCCCUGCAGGAAAUCUUUCAAAUCUUCUAUUACGGCUUCAGUGUUUUGCUUUCUGACCACAUCAUUGAUGCUACCAGCUGGGAUGGUCGCUCCUGAAUGGAAUGAUCGGCCCAACUAUCCUCUGGCCCUGCUCGUUCACCAUAUCCGCGACCAAGUAGCAAUCCAUCCUGACGAAGCUGGACGAACCAUAACUGCACCCCUUCAGCAUAUCACUUGAGAGUCUCUCCAUCUCGAAAAGGGAAUUUGGCCUUCAGCGAACUGAACUUCGGACACUGAACCAUAAGCGGAGACCGACUGAUAAUGCCUUGAAAUAUGUCCCAUUGCGCCUCAACCAUAGCACAUCUUGGAGAAUCCUAUACUAUAGAUGAAUAUACGGUAGAUAUCAGAAGUUACUUAGGGGAUACUUGGACAAAGAGAUGGUUGGAGCACUAAGGAGCUCAAUUGACAGACAUAGAUAUGCGGGAUGGAAAUGGGAAUGCAAGCUUAUUCCAGGAUCAAGAUGAAAACCAGAAGCUGUUAUAAUACUUUUAGAAAAUAACGCUGAGACUUUGUUGAAAAAUACAGUGAAUCGCACAGCAGCUGAGAUGGCAUCGUUUAUUGGGUAUCAUUACCUAGCUAAUUUGAUAAAAAAUUAUAUAACACUACAAAGUAUCGAGAAAACGAUCGGAAAACUUUACAGCUCAAAACGCUUAGUUGUAGAUAAGCGAAUCAGUUCUCACCUCUUCCGUGAUUUACAGAUGUACAUUAAUUUACAAAAUAUCCAUCCGUUUAAAUUUAUCUUCCAUAUACAUCGGCACCCGCAAUUGUUACAAAAUUACCUUACAGUCAUGAGUGUGCUGACAGAGUUUAUCAAAAAUAGUGAGGACUUGGACAAAGAAGAUGAAUUAAAAAGUUUUAAGUGUCAUUACGCAUUAUUUAUAAUCAAUAAAAUCAUGACAAACGCUUUUAAUCAUGGAAAUAUAGAUCUUGUUAACCACGAAACAUUUGGAAAUAAUACUGAAACUAUCAAUAUACAUUUGCAAAGAUUUAUUAAAAGCGUUAUUCACACUAUUAGAUGUAAACCCGAAACGCAUUACGUUGAGAGACUCUUGAGAGAAAUGAUCAAAAAUUACCCCCACAAAGAUAGCGCCAUUUUUAGAACUCUAUUAUAUGAAAUUCAUAAAAUUCCUUUGGGUGAUAAUCCCACAUCUCACUCCAUCCUACAAAACGUUUUAUUUUAUAGUGUUAACGAAGGAGAAACAGUUAAUCAUAAUCACGUUGAACUAGAUGCCUCUUGUGUCGUGUGUAGCGAACUUAAAAAUACAAAAAUCUGCAAGAAUUAUAUAUUAUUGCAGCGUUUAUUGUCAAAAGUUGGAUUGGCCCUUUCACAAGAAAACAUGUCUUGUUUAACACUUGUUUAAUAUUUAGAAAUUAUAGAAGAUUAUCAAUUUUAUAUGUAAUCUCAUCGUGCAAUCUAUUUGUAUUAUUUAGUAAAUGUAUAUUAAAAAAUAAAAUCAUAUUUUUUCA
Messenger RNA from Gordionus sp. m RMFG-2023, 1595 nucleotides. RefSeq names its product ankyrin repeat and MYND domain-containing protein 2-like. Bases 674 to 1489 code for a protein of 271 amino acids. The transcript is spliced from 8 exons. The record is from RefSeq and is a predicted model, not a curated record. NCBI's taxonomy places the organism in Eukaryota, Metazoa, Nematomorpha, Gordioida, Chordodea, Parachordodidae.